UGAGGUCAAUAUCGUCAAUAUAAAUAAAUAUUACAAAAACAUUAUGGCCCAAUUAAGUGAAAAUUUAGAUUUUUCUGGUUUAUUUAAGUUAGAUGUCCUUGUCCAUCUUGAUAUAGCUUCGUACAGUUUCUAUGAACUUGGACUAAAAAAGUUCUUGGCUGUUUCCAGUAACAAGGAAUUGUUAUUCUUUUUUAUUAAUCGUGAAUCAGAACGCACAGAGAAGAAUUUAGAUUGGGAUUUUCUGGAUAACCCGAUCUUCUGUAUGUGUUUUGAACCUAGUGGUACUUGGGUUCUUAUCGUUAGCGAACAGAAGAUCUUGCUCGUUCCGUUUCUUCCUCAAUUUACGCCUCAAAAUGUAUUUGAUUGUAAGUGGUCCCUCUCGAGUGUCACAGUUCUUCCCCUCGCAAAUAUUCCAAAGCCUACUACCGUCGUGUGGUGGCUUACUAAGGAAUCCGAAAACAUAAUUAUUAUUGGAUCUAAGAUUGGAACAGUGACAUUUUAUAGCUUGGAAUCCCAAAGUGUGGUUGGAGAAUGUAAAGUCUCAAGUGAAAUCAAAGACUUACAGAUUUGUUUUGAUGAUUCUUUAGAUCUACUUGCUCUCUUGAUCUCUGGAGGAAAGUUGCAGCAAUGGAAAUUAGUUCUAGAGCACAGGUCAUACGGCUACAACUGGCUGCAGCAAUGUCGAGCGCAGGCUGACAAGCGGGAUGGCUUUAUGUCUUACAUCAAACAACUGUCCAAGGACAAAAUCACACUCUUCAGUCAGGGUGGCAGCAAAGAUGACAAAUCUCAACCCAUAGAGUACUGUUUGAAGCCCACUGAAUACCUGCCAUCGUUUCGCAAGGGAUCCAACAAUUGGGCACUGUCAGCCCAGUAUGUUAAUGGAAGACAUUUUCUUACAGCUUUUGAACUUAAUGAAGGCACAUUGAUUCUGGAAAGCCCAGAGGAAGAAUCUCCAUCGAGAACACUCAGACCACGUAUUAAGAAGGAUGGCCAGUAUAUACUAGGGCUUUGGUCGCAGAGACUUAUAUUUCUAUUGAGGAAAAAUGAGUUGGAAGUGCACAGUGCAAAUUUUUCAGUUGUUCAAGGUGAAGGACUUCUAGGCACCAAAAGGGACUUCACAGAGCUAUGGGCAGCGGAGCUCAUAGGCGAUGUCCGCGGCGCGCACAUCAUGUCGUCCAAGGAGCCGUCUAAUGCUACCGGCGGUUGGAAGGAACCGACUUUCAUGUGCGACCUUCAACUGCCGCGGUUUGCGCUGGACGGCUGCCUCGUUGUCACCUCCUGCGGGGCUUACAUAUUGAAUACUGUGUCGGAACCGUGCGAAUGGCUAGUGGGCGUUAUAAUGCGCGGCGGCGGCGGCGCGGAGCAACGCGCGGCCGCGCUCGGCGCGCCCGUGCCCACUCUCCUGCGCGCCUCGGCCGACAUGCUGCUGUCGCGCGGCAAGAUCGCGCCGGCCAUGUACCUGUUCUCGCUGUCACAGAGUCAGCCGGACGGAUGGGUUGCUCGUUUGGGAGUGUUCGGACGCCUCCACGAACUGUCCAUGUAUAAACAUACCGGUCAUGCUGCGCUCGGCGCGCCCGCCGUCGCCAUCAAAAUGUUGGCGCUGCUGCUCAAGAUGGGGACCAAUGAGGAGGAAACGUUCGACAUGGACGCAAAAUUCACAACGCUCUCAUCAGUCGAACUAACCGAACUCACAUCGAUCGCCGCCGCCAUCGGUCUCUGGGCCCUAGUUCCAUUGUUCAGUACUCACUGCGGUCACCCUGCCCUUAUACUGACCGCACUGAAAUCAAGGAAACUCUGCCGCAGCGCGAUCAACUGUUUACUGCAACAGUUGUAUAUUGUGCCGCUGCUUUUAGUAGAAAAUGCUCAGUGGCUGUUUGAUUUUAUAGCGGAGAAAUGUGACAGUUUUGAUACGAAGAUUCUCAAGUGCUUCUGUUUAUGGUUGAAUCCUAUGCAAGAACAAUUGCGACCUGUUAUGCGAGAUUUAAAUCAGGGAAUAUCUUCAAUCUACACAACAAGAAUGCUCCAGCUAAUAUCGACAUUUAUGCGUGUAGCCUGCUCUCUCGAAGCCCGCAGCCCGUGCCCAGACAUCCACCUCGAAUUGACGCCAACCUCUGAAACGUGGAAGAAUCAGUUUGUACCCAGGAGGACACUCAGCUGCGGUUUAGGACACUGGGCGCUAACCGACGACGGGAACGCCAAAGUGAUGAUGACAGAGACGCCGGUCAAUACGGAAGUGAUCGGCAGAGUCGUGGACGUGGCUUGUGGAAGACAUCACACAUUGAUUUUGACGGAGAAUGGGAUAUACGCGGCAGGAGACAACAGCUACGGGCAGCUAGGCGUGGGCGCGGCGUGGGGCGGCGCGGAGGCGGGGGGCGGCGCGCUGCUGCGGGCGCGGGCGCGGGCGCGGGGCCCGGGGGGGGACACCGCGCCCGUCACCGCGGUGGCUGCCGGCCAUUACCACUCGGCUGCCGUCGACCAGGGCGGCCGGCUCUACACUUGGGGAUGGGGCGUGCACGGUCAGCUCGGUCUCGGCACCAUCGAUGACAAAUGGACUCCGCAGCUAGUCACUAAGUUCCAGGGCAGAAAAGUACUGCGCGUGGGCUGCGGCGCGUGUCACACCGUAGUGUUGACCCGUAACGGCGAGGUGUGGGCGAUGGGCGCCGGCGUGUUCGGCCAGCUCGGCUCGAGCGCGCGCGAUAAGAGCUCGCUGCCGCUGCGGGUUGCGCUCGACGCUGUUGAGAACAUUGCGGUUGGAUACUUUCACAAUUUGGCGCUAACUCAAAAGCGCGAGCUGUGGUGCUGGGGCGCCAGUCCGCAGCAGGUCCGCGCCGCGGCCGCGCGCCGCGACCCGCCCCCCGGGCCGCGCGACCCGCACCUCACACCCGCCAGGGUCGACACCAGUAGAGUAGCGGCACCCAUCCUACAGAUGUCAGCUGGUUGGCACCAUUCAUGCAUUGUCGACAGUGCGGGCACGCUGUACUCGUGGGGUUUGAACUUCGACGGACAGUUAGGAAGUGGUGACAGAAAACAAAUACCAAUACCAACCGAAGUAAGGAUCCGAACGGAUUCGCAGCCCGACAACGCGCAAGUGGCCAAGCCUUCCACCACACCACGCGACGACGGGCCGUCUAAGGCGCUCGUGGCGUGUGGAGGGGACUUUACUGUGUAUAUUGACGACGAUGGCAGGAUUUAUGCCACUGGCAACAUGCACUUGCAAACUAACAACGAAAAGGAAAAAGGCAGCAAUCGCGUCAUAAUGAUGAAAACGACUAAACGCGUCAUCAAAAUCCCCGCCAGCCGCUCCAACAACAAGUUCCUCUUCCAGCCCAUCGACAGGAUCGACAUCAUGUUCCCUUUCGACAUCGACGGCUCGCAGAGGAAACCUUUAGAACCGAGACUUAACCCCCUCACGUCCUGCAACGAUUUCAAAAAGAAAUCAUGGGCCGAUGACAUCAUUCUGCUUCUAAGGGAAUAUAUUAACGAGGACAUACUCGCCAACAACCUUAACAUGGCAGCUAAACUCGCUUUCCAUAACAAAAAAUACUCGGAUUGUUUAAAACUUCUGUUAGAGAAUUUAAAAUCCAGUCCACAAGAAGACCGUCUCUACCUCACUCAUACGGAAUUUGAGGUGAAUGAAAACAAAAGCGCCUCACCUAAAUAUCUACGCAAAGAAGAUGAACUCAAAAUUGUUAUAACAAACAUAAUGUCUAAGAGAAUCAAAGACAUAUCCCUGACUAUACUCAACGAAGAUCCCUAUCCUGUGAUAGAUUCUUCUAUAUACCAGAGUUUGCCGUGUUGCUGCAAUGAAAUGAAAUAUAUACCAAAGAAAACCAUCGCUACAUCUACUACCCUUAUAACAGAAAUCGACUUAUCAGAAAAAGCAGCAAAUGUAAUUGAUAGAUGCAUCAGUAUUUUCCCUGUCGAUACUAAACUGUGGGAGGUAUGUUUCCGCCUCUCAAAGGACUUUUACUUGGAAAAUAAUUUGGCAGUUGCAGAGUUAGAAAAAGUGUUACGUAAAUACAUGGAGUCUAACGCUACGACGAUGGCGGGUGCCAUAAUGUACUCAAAUGAUUGUGCUCAAUACAGUCAAAUUUUGUCGCCCAAGUUCUACUUGAACAUGUGCAGCGAAGUACUUGAUACGUGGGGCUGAAGAAAUGAAAGGUUUUAUUUUGUGGAUAUUUCCUUGCGGUAUCUAUCAGAAAUGUAUUAAUUAUAUGGCGAAAUUAAGUGGGACAUGGCAUAUCAAAGCAAUAACGAGCGAUUGAAGUUUCAAUGGAUAGAGAUUUUAACGAGAACCCUUAAAUGCAUGAUAUUUUAUUUUUGGUUGGGAAAAAAUGUUUUUAUUUAGUUAUUUGGAUGUAGGAUCUAGAAAUCUGUGAGCUGUCCAAUGCUUUGUAUAUAUUUGGCAGCAAUAUGCAUUUAAGGGUUAAAUUUGGAGUAUUAAAUUACCUAAAAUUUAAAUUGAAAGAUUUUAGUGUAAAUUGACCUUCACUACAUUAAAUUUUAUUUGAUUGAGGUUUUUAAAGGGUCGGCAACGCGCGUGUUAUAUCUCUGGUGUUGCAUGCGUCCAUAGGCGGGCCGUAUGCUUGAUUGCCACCGACGUGGUAUAAAAAUUGACCUUCAAUAAACAUUUAUAUAAUAAAUAAAUAUUUUGCUGAUUAUCUUAUUUAGGAGAGCUUAUAUUUUAGUAAAUCAAAUCUGUCCAACUAAUGUGAUAAUUUAUCUUCGUUUCUUUUUUAAAGCUGAUUGUUGUGAAUGUGAUCUAUUGACUUGUCAAUUUGUGUUUGUUGUUUGAUUAGUUGUGAUAGAAGUGUUAAUGUGUGAUGGUUCGUGUUUGAGUGUUUAUGUUAGCUUGUUGUUAGGAAAUAUACAUGAGUAAUAAUACUAAUAAUUGUCGUGCUAUGAAUUUAACCAUAUUAAUUGUUACCCACCUAAACCUAUAUUUGUUGUAUUUUCUUCUAGUCGCUAUUGUUUUACCUGUUAAAGAUGCGUAGGAUAUUGUUUUAUAUUUGUAUUUAACGCUUAAGCGAGUUUUUUUUUACAGUUACAUAAUAUUUGUGUGGCCAUUUUCAUUUCUAUGACGCCAUUACUAAGAUUACAGAGACCAACUUUAGUCAAACUAUAUUUUCUAUGAUGUUAUGAACAAACUAAUUGUCUUCAUUAUCAUUUGUGAAAAAUUUGUUACUAGCUCAUUGUUUUUAUAUCUUUAAUUAAAGUUUUAGGUAAGAAAUAUUCUUUUUGAUAUUAUAGAAAAGAUUGUGUCAAUCUAUUUUAGGUAUUUUUUUUAACAAAAUCCUAACAAACUUUUCUUCUGUUCCUUCUCCUAUAAUCACCAUCAUAUUAGCCGAAAGACGUCCACUGCUGGACAUAACGUCCCCCAGGGAUUUCCUCAACGACCGGUCGUGCGCUGCCCUCACUCAUCGGCUCCCUGCGAUCUUAACCAGAUCUUCGGACCAUCUUGUUGUAGGUUUUCCUGUUGCGUCUUCCGGUUCGCGGAAAUACUUUCCCUGUCCUUUUCCUAUCAAAUACAUAAGCUGGCUUAGAGCCACCCCACACUAGCGUCUUGUAGUCAGCGCUAUGAAAAUGGCGUCGCUGCGCAGUUGCGCCAACGUUGCGUCGAGCAUCAACCAUAGAUUAGGCGCCGACGCUCCGGAGACGCUAGUGUGAGGACUGCGAGGUGGCUGGUAGUAGAAACUAACUACUUUCAGUGAAGUAGCAGGCUCAAAUAAUAAGAGC
This is a messenger RNA of Cydia strobilella, 5736 nucleotides long. RefSeq lists its product as uncharacterized. The transcript has 19 exons. Lineage: Eukaryota; Metazoa; Arthropoda; Insecta; Lepidoptera; Tortricidae. The record is from RefSeq and is a predicted model, not a curated record. Bases 44 to 4150 code for a protein of 1368 amino acids. Gene Ontology annotation, molecular function: guanyl-nucleotide exchange factor activity; protein binding. Gene Ontology annotation, cellular component: cytoplasm.